This is a messenger RNA of Anopheles aquasalis, 1476 nucleotides long. Its product is annotated as putative serine protease K12H4.7. Gene Ontology annotation, molecular function: dipeptidyl-peptidase activity; serine-type exopeptidase activity. Gene Ontology annotation, biological process: proteolysis. The record is from RefSeq and is a predicted model, not a curated record. Lineage: Eukaryota; Metazoa; Arthropoda; Insecta; Diptera; Culicidae.
AUGGUCGCCAGUGGAGUGUUCUGGCGUGUGGCCGUGCUGGCGUCCGUAUGUUUUGCGCUCGUAGCCGGCGAGAGUCAUUUGCGGCUUCCCUUUGUGCUGGAUUCACACCUCCAUCCGCACAGUGAUUACGUGGCCAACCGAUCGGAAGCUCUACGCUUCCGGACACGCGUUGAUCAUUAUGACGUCCAGAACAGGGAUACGUUCGAGUUUGACUACCUCUCGAACGACGAGUUCUACCAGCCCGGUGGCCCAAUCUUCAUCGUGGUUGGUGGUAACUCCGCCAUCAACGGAUACUUCAUCGAGAACGGGCUGUUCCACGAUAUCGCUCGCAGCGAGGGUGCCUGGCUGUUUGCGAACGAGCAUCGCUACUACGGCCGUAGCGCACCGGUUGAGAACUACUCGGCAACAAACAUGCGAUUCCUGAGCGUGGAACAAUCGCUGGUCGAUCUGAUCGAGUGGAUCGAUUAUCUGCGACAAGAGGUGGUCCGCGAUCCGAACGCCAGGGUGGUUCUGCAUGGUUUGGGCUAUGGUGGUGCCGUCGCGAUCUGGGCUCGCCAACGGUUCCCGCAACUCAUCGACGGUGCCUGGGGCUCGGUAGCGUCCGUGAUCGCACGCGUCAACUUCAACGAGUACGGCGAGGAUAUGGGCAACACGGUACGCCAUCUCGGUAGUGACGCGUGCUUCGGAAUCCUUUGGCGUGGAUUCCGCACCGCCGAGAACCUCAUCGAUGCGGGUCUGUACGGGCGUGUUUCGGAACUGUUCCGCACCUGCGAACCACUCACUGCCAACGAUCCACUGACGGUGGAGACUUUUUUCUACGGGCUGAAGAGUUCAAUCGAACAGGAGAUGUACGGUGAAGCGAACCCGCAGUCAGUAACGCGCAUGUGCCAGGAACUGGAGGCCGAUACGGCCGGUACCGAUUUGGAGGUGUUGGCGAACUUUUUCGAACGCCGGUAUGCUCCGUUCGAGUGCGUUCCGUUCGAUUUCGAGAGCAAUAUCGCUAGCGCCUUGUACGAGGGUGUUGGUGCACCGACGAACGCUGAGCUAGGUAUCCGGCAGCGGUUGUACCAGCUGUGCACGGAGUUUGGUUGGUUUCUGACGUCCGCCACCGGUGACAGUCCAUUUGGGACGCGCAUCACUUAUCGCUACUUCAUCGACACUUGUCGGGCGGUGUUUGGUGAUUGGAUUGAUCAGGAGGUCGUGUACGAUGGUGUCCGUUUGACGAAUCUACACUUUGGGGCGGAUGAUCCACGUGUCACCAAUGUGGUGUAUGUGAACGCGGAGCUGGAUCCAACGCGGCUCGUAUCGAUCACUGACUACAUCAACGUGCAGUCGAAUGCGUUCGUCAUCCAGGGGGAACUGAUUGCACUGGACUGGUUGCCACAGAGUCCGGCCGAUUCGGACGAUUUGAGUCGCAUCAAGAGUGAGAUCAGCGCGUACGUUCGUGGAUGGUCUAGAGGAGGUUUAACGGAUUGA